This is a messenger RNA of Cylas formicarius (sweet potato weevil), 1479 nucleotides long. RefSeq names its product SET domain-containing protein SmydA-8-like. Gene Ontology annotation, molecular function: protein binding. Bases 1 to 1431 code for a protein of 476 amino acids. The record is from RefSeq and is a predicted model, not a curated record. The transcript has 5 exons. NCBI's taxonomy places the organism in Eukaryota, Metazoa, Arthropoda, Insecta, Coleoptera, Brentidae.
AUGACACUCGCGAGACGAUCCGAGAGCCGUUUGAACUCCGCCGUACGUUCUUACUUGAAGACACGCGGCGUCUGUUACGAAAACCAGCCUUGGGAAAUACGCAGGUCGGACGUCGGAGGAUACGGCGUCUUCGUCACGCGAGACGUCGACGUAGGUGAAGAAAUAUUUCGCGAUUCGCCGGUCAUAUUGGGCCCGAGAUGUUUGCCCAAUUGUCCCCUGAUAUGCAUCGGCUGCUGGGGCAAAAAAGAGCUGAGAGGGUGCAAGAAUAACUGCGGCUUGCCCGUGUGCUCGGAAGAGUGUCAAAAUGAGCAUCGCGAACUCUGCGAAAUAAUCUUGAGAUAUUGUAAAGACGUGAACGAAGGGUCGAUAUCGCGGGAGUUAUUUGAGAAUUGCACCCCGAUCAAGGCGCUGCUUCUUGACGACGAGGACAAGGAGGCCGUGACCUCGUGUCUAGAGGCUCACGGCGGGGGCGACCACGGUAGGGAAGUGGACGCGUUGAAGAAGUUGUCGUUCGAGUUUGACGACGAUCAGGAGAAAUUUAUGAGAUUCGUGUGUUGCGUGUUGGACGCGAAUGCGUUCGAAGUCGCUACGCGUGACGAUGAAGACGACGAUCGGCAGACCAAUAGUCUCAGAGGUCUCUAUCCCCUGGGAAGUCUGGCGAAUCAUUCGUGCGUGCCCAACACGAUGCACGUGUUCGACAAAAAUCACCGCAUGAUUACCAGAGCGGCCGCGUUUAUUCCCAAAAACGGGGAGAUCUUUCACUCGUACACGAGGAUCAUCUGGGCAAGCGUCACCAGGCUUUAUCACCUGCGCAGGACCAAACAUUUCGUGUGCAAGUGCGACAGAUGCGAAGAUCCUACGGAGUUCGGUACUUACAUGGGGGCAGUGCUUUGCAAGCAGUGCGGGGGCAGCGUGAUUCCCGUGAACCCUCACAAGGCAAACAGCAGAUGGCGCUGUCAACAAUGCAAGCGUUUCGUCACGGGGCGGGAGGCUGGGGAAACCCUCUCCAUGUUGGGCGCCGUGUUGAGAGGUAUGGACGCCAACAACUUUGACGUGAUGACUAGGUUCUUGAACGGCAAGUUGAAGUCGGUCGUGCCUACCUAUAGCCAAGUGUCGACGGAGUUAAAGUACAAAAUCGUGUGGAUUUUGGGACACAAAAGUCCGUACACGUUGCAAGAAUUGACCGUCGAGCUUCUGAAUUUUAAAGUCCGCCUCUGCGACGACUUGCUGCUGUUGCUUGCGCGGCUGCGCCUCGGAAGGGUCAAGAUGAGAGGGUUGCUGUUGUACGAGCUGUUUUGCUGCCUUAGAGAGUUGGAUAAACGCGACGAAAAAAUCGAUAGGGACGCAAAUAUCAGCACGUAUUUGGAGGAAGCAGCCGACAUCCUCAGGUUCGACGUCACGGCGCCGCAGGAAUUAAAACGGGCUUGGUGAUUUUGGAAAUUGUAAUCGAUGUGUACGAGGGACAAUAAAAGUAGUCCG